AGUACAAGUUAAAGCUUGUACUUAAGUUUUUAGAGAAGUUAGCUGGGGUCGCGUUAGCAAAAUUUCACUCGGACUUGUAAAAGAUUGAUGGGUUGUGGCUCAAUGAGCUUUAACUUCAACAGCCAAUCAGAUGUUAGCCUCGUCCCUGGGUCCGCCCCCACAUCUUUAAACCCUCUGCAGCGUGGUGCUGUUGCUGUCUCUUCUGAAAGAGUUGUAAGUUUGCGUCCAGGCUCGAACUCGGAGGGCCGCUGUGAGUUUGGUCGCCACUCAGCUCAGCCGACUGGGCCAGCAAAACACGCGUCGCGACGAAGAAUUCAAUGAAAAACAGCUCAAAGUGUUAGCAGCAAACGGAGGAGUUCAUGUUAAAGUGACUUUUGGAAACGACAGCCGCUUCCUUGUUCGACAACUGGGUGAAAUAUUACUACAUCCUCACAAAGAAGCUCGGCCGCUAACUCGCGCACACAAGUCCAGGGAUUUAAAGCUCAACAUUCAAAACUUGAACUCCACAUCGUAGAAGACGACUCGCCUGUGAGGAUAAGUGUCGCUGCGGCUGCUACUUCUGUGAUUACUCGAUUGUUGUUUUUGUUUUUUACUCGAUCAAACUGGAGAGUAGUCAUCAUCAGUAGCAGCGAAGGAGGAGGAGGAGGAGGAGGUGGUGGUGGUAACUCAUUUCCAUAGUUUUCACGGAGCACCCCCACCUCAGUCCAGGCUGGUGAGGAUGUCUGGCCAAAGUGGAGCUGUGCAGAGCCGGGGAAGUGCUGUGGUUCCACGGCCCCUGAAGGCAACAAUCCCCUAUCAGCUGACCAGUAAACCUCCACCAUCACACCGCAGGGAUGGCAAGUCAGCCGGCAAGAUGAAACUGCACCAGCAGCUGAGCUCUGGGAUCAGACGGGCCAUGUCUCUGGACGCCAUUAUUGGGCCAUACCUGCAGGGACAAUGGUUGAAAGAACCAGAAGGCCACAGCUGUCUCUCCUACAAGGAUAAAGCCACACAGACUCCAGACUCGUGGUCAGAUAACGCCGACGGGAGGCGAGGAAGCAGCAGCGGCAGCAGCAGCAGUAGUAGCCACAAACGCUCGGCGUCGUGUGGCAGCACCGAACAUCUGCUAGAGGUCACUAAGCUGAAACAACAGCUGCAGCAGCAGCAGCAGCAGCGCAGCAAACCUUCGGUCUCGGGAGGACACGACAAGGAGAGUUCUCAGCGGAGCUGUAGCAUAGGAACCGACCAGCCUCAGUGGAUCCCGGUGUCACAGGCUCCCCUGUCCACGCUGGUCCCCCGACUGCGCUGCAGCGUCGAGGGCCUGAACCAGGAACUUGAGGGUGUAUUUAUCUGCCAUCCCCAGAACAAUUUUCUUGAGGUCCCCGAUGGCCACAGGGCUCCGGUCCCUCCGCAGAGCUGCAGCAGUGGUUCUCAAAGUGACCCGACCUCGGCCACCACACCCUUAUCCUCCGUCUCUCUCUCUCCCUCCCCCUGCUCCUCUCCGUACUCUGUCUGUAACUCCCCGCCCAAACCGGACACGGCUCAUGCACCGUUGCCCCAAGGUCUACACAACAGGACUGAGUCGGUCCUUCUCUCUCAGCCGUUGCUCACCUCCUCAUCACCGGGGCCGAACAAAAGCUGCUGUUUCCAGAGAGAACCUCCAGAGGGCUGUGAAAGAGUCAGGGUGUGGGACGAAAGCAGCUCUCCACGCAAGCCAGAGGUGGCCUUCAUCUCUUCCUGUCCGGAUCUCAAUAAAGUCAACUUCACUCCUCACGGGGGCUCGGCCUUCUGUCCCGUCAGCCUCCCCGUUCCUCUUCUUUCCUCCAUGGGCAUGUCUUUCCGAGGUCUUUCCAUUUCUCCAGCAGGGGGCCCGUCAUGUCAGGGGCCAAGUUCCUGUCAGGUAACAUUCUCGAACGUUAACUCUGUCAGCACAGCCUCAGAAUCCCAUUCUGUCUAAGGAUGUAGGUAUGUGGCCCAAUGUGUUUUCUGAGAUGCUGGUGUCACUAAUGCCUUUUUUUUUUUUUUUGACAAAAUAUCUCAGUUCUUUUCUACAAAGGUUGGAAAUAACCUGUAAUGUGUAAUAGUGAAAUAUUCUUGUAAUACUUCACAAUCUAAAUCUUUAUAUGUUCGUUGUGUUGCUUUAGGUCAGUCUGUAAAGUCAGUCAUUUGAAUCAGUCAUUCAAUCUACCAAAGAUAUAUUUGUGGAUCAAAUAAUUGAAAAGACAGAAUUUUACUCAGCGUGAUCUGAGUAGCGACUCGCUGUACACAUCGAUAGAUGCAGAAUACAUUUUUAACUUCAAAAGGGCUGCUAUGUGGCCAUUUAAAAAAAAAAAAAAAAAAAUUAAAUAACUUGCGUUGUGUUCUAUCAUUAUUUUUUUUCCUUUACCAAAGACCUUUAUCCACCAUUCUCUCCUCAUAUCAACUCAGUGUAUUUUACUUUAACUUUAACUUAAUUUGAAAUACAAAAAUAAAAAUAUUAUCAAAUGUAUUAGUUAAACAAAACAAUUCCUUGGUUGAAUUUAGUAGACAUAAACACCUAUGCUCAUAAGCUCAUGAAUCUUAGGUUUGUGAUAGUAGUUUUGGCAGUGCUGACUGGGACAAACUUAACCUGACAGAAGAUUUGAUGCUAAAUUAAAAAAAAAAA
Messenger RNA from Cynoglossus semilaevis (tongue sole), 2623 nucleotides. Its product is annotated as protein FAM117A-like. The transcript has 8 exons. The record is from RefSeq and is a predicted model, not a curated record. The coding region runs from base 719 to 1936 and encodes 405 amino acids. Lineage: Eukaryota; Metazoa; Chordata; Actinopteri; Pleuronectiformes; Cynoglossidae.